UCGAAAAAUUCCAGCGGAACCCUAUAAGUACAGUCCAGUACUGAGUUCACUCGGAACCUUCAUUGCAAUUAAACGAGCACGCUUCCAGUUACUCAAAUCUCCGUCGUUCACUUCUGUGAGCAAAAUCCGUUAGUGUGUUGUAAACGCACUGAUGGGGCGUAAUAUUUCCAAUCAUUCAGAAUCGCCGGUUAGGGGUCGGGGGUCUCCUCACAGGAAGAGCCCAUCCCGAAGAGAGAGAUCUCCCGCCCGACAUAGGAGCUCCCAUCGGGGUGGCUCUCCAGCUAGAGAGAAGCAUCGUGGUGAUGUUAAGUCUCCAAAGCAGGAGCGAUCAGCCUCUCCCAAGUCCCGUUCCCUCUCUCCGCGGACAAAAAGGUUAAGGGGAGCUCAAGCUGAAAGAGACGUUGAGGGAGAACAAGAAAGAAGCCAUGGUAGGGGGAGUAAGAGGAACUCACAAAGGGAAAGGGGUUCGGAAAAAGAAACGGGGAGUGAGAGAAAAGAGAGAAGGUCAGGAAGAGAUGAUGCUGACGGGAAGUCUUCAAGAUCGAGACGUGGUCGUUCUACUUCUCCAUCAGAUCAUAACCACAAGAGUCGGCGUAGAUCUCACUCACCUCAACCAGCUUUAGAUGGCAGAUCUCGUGAAGGGGUGAAAGGAACCGAGAGGGAUUAUGAAAGGAACCAUAGCAAAGGGAGUGAUAGAGAUACACAAAGGGAAAGGGGUUUAGAUAGAGAAAGGGAGGGCGUGAGAACAGAGAGAAGAUCUGGAAGAGAUGAUCCUGAUCAAAGGUCUUCAAGAUCCAAACACGGGCGGUCUAUUUCUCCAUCCGAUCAGCACCAUAGGAACAAGCACACAUCUCGUUCACCAGCUGAUGCAAGAGCUCGUGAUGAGGGGCCAACUUCAAGAGGAGCUGAUUAUGGGAAUGAUGAAAUUGAUUCCAUCUCCAAGAUGCAAGCUGCUGAGGAGGCAUUGGAAGCAAAGAAAAAGGAACAACCUUCCUUUGAGCUUUCAGGAAAGCUUGCUGCUGAAACUAAUAGGGUCAGAGGUGUAACACUACUGUUCAAUGAACCCCCAGAUGCACGGAAACCUAAUAUAAGGUGGAGGCUUUAUGUUUUCAAGAAUGGAGAAGUUCUUAAUGAACCCCUUUACAUACAUCGUCAAAGCUGUUACCUUUUUGGGAGGGAAAGGAGGGUGGCGGAUAUUCCGACAGACCACCCGUCCUGCAGCAAGCAACAUGCCAUAAUACAAUUUCGGCAAGUCGAGAAGGAGAAGCUUGAUGGUAUGUUAGCGAAGCAGAUAAGGCCUUACCUAAUGGAUCUUGGAAGCACAAACAAAACCUUCCUUAAUGAAGUUGCCAUUGAACCUCAACGCUACUAUGAGCUUUUUGAGAAAGAUACUAUAAAAUUUGGUAACAGUAGCCGAGAGUACGUACUACUGCAUGAGAACUCUACCCAAUGAGAAAGAUGAAAUGGCUUCACCAAGGGAUAACCUUUCUUAGCAUUGCGACCUGGCCAUGUUUUCUUCGUGUGCAAGGAAUGUUUCAGUGGCAUCAUGAUGGUUUUUGUUCUUUACCCAUCGUUUUGAAUUCUCUUUCUUCUGGUGCCGGUGAAAUGAAUAGUUCAAAUGAAACAGCAGUGUAGUUUUUGGCUUUUGUAAUUUUAUGAACUUUAGGUCAGGCAUUUGACUGGCAGCCUAUUAACAGUACUAUUCUAAUUGAGUUAUAUUUAUUCG
Messenger RNA from Morus notabilis, 1726 nucleotides. Its product is annotated as FHA domain-containing protein DDL. Gene Ontology annotation, molecular function: mRNA binding; protein binding. The transcript has 11 exons. Bases 152 to 1453 code for a protein of 433 amino acids. NCBI's taxonomy places the organism in Eukaryota, Viridiplantae, Streptophyta, Magnoliopsida, Rosales, Moraceae. The record is from RefSeq and is a predicted model, not a curated record. Gene Ontology annotation, cellular component: nucleus.